AUGAGCGGCAACAUUCCUCUCCCUUCUGAGGGUGCGAAGACUGGCUCGCGAGCUACAGCGACAUGCUACUGCAGCGCCGUCCAGAUCGACUUCCCCACCGAAGGCGAAGACUUUGUGGACAGCUUCAUCUGCCACUGCUCCGACUGCCGCAAGAUCACAGCCUCCAUGUUCGCGUCCAACUUCAUCGUCAAUGAGUCUGCGACCAAGCACAUUCGUGGCAAGGAGCUUCUCACCAAAUUCGCCCAGGCCAAGACAAUUGAGUCUGGCAACACGAUGGAGAACCACUUCUGCUCUAGAUGCGGCACUCUGCUGUAUCGUGUUAGUGAGGGGUACCCAGGGAAGCUCAUUAUGAGAAUAGGAACGAUCGACGACUUCGAUCUGCACGAGACAAAGGUCAAGCCAAGGAUCGAGCAAUACGCGAAGAACCGCGUGAAGUGGUGCAGUGCUGCUGAGGGCGUCGAGCAGCACCAAGGUGGCUUCUACUGGGCUCCUGUGAGAGGGCAGUAG
Messenger RNA from Zymoseptoria tritici IPO323, 507 nucleotides. RefSeq lists its product as uncharacterized. The transcript is spliced from 2 exons. The coding region runs from base 1 to 507 and encodes 168 amino acids. The record is from RefSeq and is a predicted model, not a curated record. Gene Ontology annotation, molecular function: carbon-sulfur lyase activity. Lineage: Eukaryota; Fungi; Ascomycota; Dothideomycetes; Mycosphaerellales; Mycosphaerellaceae.